Molecule: messenger RNA, 1757 nt
Organism: Cokeromyces recurvatus
Lineage: Eukaryota; Fungi; Mucoromycota; Mucoromycetes; Mucorales; Mucoraceae
Product: lysyl-tRNA synthetase
Exons: 6
Coding region: 76-1677 (533 amino acids)
Biological process (GO): lysyl-tRNA aminoacylation
Cellular component (GO): cytosol; cytoplasm
Molecular function (GO): lysine-tRNA ligase activity; ATP binding; tRNA binding
Source: RefSeq, a predicted model, not a curated record
CUUUUCCCUCCCCCCCCAACCCCACUUCCAAUAUCUUUUCGUGCCCUUAACUAUUUAUUUUAUUAUCUUUCAUUGAUGUCAAAACAGCAAUUGUUAUUUAAAUUAUUUAGGCCAUAUAAUUUUACCUCUUUCAAACAAAUUCCACGUCGUUCGUUUACUUCUUUUCGACAAGAAAGAGUUUUGGAUUAUCCACGAUUUACUAUCGAUCCUAAUACAAAUGGUAGAUGGAUUACACCAAAAGAUUUACAACAUUAUCAAUAUUUAGAAAAGGGACAAAAAGCAGAAAAUGAAUUAGUGACUUUAACAGGCCGAAUAGCAGUUAAACGAGAAUCUAGUACAAAAUUGAUAUUUUAUGAUAUUAUUCAAAAUGGUGAAACAAUUCAAGUAGUUGCAUCUAAAAAUAGAUUCCCUGGUCAUUUAAACGAUUUUAUAAUCAAAAAUAACGCAUUAAGUAGAGGGGAUAUAGUCUCAUUUACAGGUGUGCCUGGUAAAACAAACCAUGGUCAGCUAAGUCUAUUUGUAACUCAGGAAAUGAAAGUCCUUACACCUUGUCUACGAAAUAUUCCUCGUAAUGGAAUAAAGGAUCAAGAGAAAAGGCUUCGUGAACGUUAUUUGGAUUUGUUAGUUAAUCCUGAAGCAUCAAGAGUUUUAAGAACUAGAUCAAAAAUUAUUCAAUUUAUUAGGCAUUUUCUAGAUAGUCGUGGCUUCCUUGAAGUCGAAACACCUAUCCUAUCCGGAAAAUCAGGAGGAGCAAACGCUCGUCCAUUUGAGACACAUUCACAUGCAUUCAAUAUGGAUAUGCAAUUACGUAUAGCACCAGAAUUAUAUUUAAAACAAUUAGUUAUAGGCGGUUUCGAUCGUGUCUAUGAGAUUGGCAAGCAGUUCAGAAAUGAGGGAAUUGAUGCUGAUCAUAAUCCUGAAUUUACAACUUGUGAGUUUUAUCAAGCGUAUGGUAACUUGGAAAGUUUAAUGCAUGAUACUGAAACGUUAUUAUCAGAGAUGGCUACAGCAAUCUGUGGCGAUAGUUCAAUUCAAUCAAAGUCGGGUGAAAUAAUUGAUUUUAAAAAGCCAUUCCAUCGAAUCAAUGUAAUGGAUAGACUAGAGAAUGAAUUGGGAGUUUCUUUAACAUUCUUAGAACAAAGUGAUGCUGUAGAUAAGUUAGUUUCCUUGUGCGAAACAAAGAAAAUUAAGCUGUCAGGCCCGCUUACCCAACCACGUAUCCUUGACAAGAUGAUUUCAAAAUUUAUUGAGCCUCAUUGUGUACAGCCCACAUUUUUGUACAAUCAUCCACUUGCAUUAAGUCCCUUAGCAAAAGAUGCUAUUGAUAAAAAGGGAAGAACUGUUGCUGCAAGAUUUGAAUUAUUUGUUGCUGGAAAGGAAUUGGUCAAUGCUUAUGAAGAAUUAAAUGAUCCUCAAGAGCAACGUAAACGCUUCAAGCUACGGCUUCAAGAUCGGGAUACAGGCGAUUUAGAGGCACCUUUACCAGAUACAGAUUUCUGUGAUGCUCUAGAAUAUGCUUUACCUCCUACUGCUGGUUGGGGUAUGGGUAUUGAUAGAGUUGUACAACUGAUGACAGGUAUGACUCACAUUCGUGAAGUCCUCACUUUUCCCAUCAUGCGCUCAAUUACAGUAAACUCAAAUCGAGAAGUAGAGAAAAAAGGAAAAGAAGCCAUUUAAUAUAAAUUAUAAAAGCUUAAUUAUUUGUAUCCAAGCAGUGCAAUCAUAAUAAAAGAAAUUUCACUUUAUUUAUUGUGUGG